UUAACAAAGAACUGUAUUUUGAGGUUAAAAGCCCGGCAUCCUGUGUUUAUCUAUGUUUUUUCGUGAUUUUCUCAUUGAUGAAUUCGUGAUAAUAUUAAAUGUCUGGGUCCAUUAGACAAUUGGAGGAGCGUCAGUUGCCAGCGGAGGUGACACUGAUGCGAUGGUCACCCAAGAUGGAUCUCCUGGCGGUUGCCAACAAGAAAGGGGAAGUGGCACUUCACCGUCUCACCUGGCAACGUGUGUGGCUCCUAAACCCCCCAGAGGAAUCAGAAACCGUCUCCAACCUCUGUUGGAGACCCGAUGGGAAGCUCCUGGCAGUCACCUACCAGAACUCUCGAACUCUCCAUCUCGUGGAUAUCGAGAACAAGAACAUCCUUCACAAGAAGGGUUAUGAGUCCAAGGGGAAGGUGACGUGCAUCUCCUGGUUACCCAUGGACAAUCGAAUGUCCUCAGAUUCUGAUAACUCCUCGCAAAACUCGAAGUCCAUGGCCUCACCGACUGGCAAAUAUCUCCCACCUCUUCCAAGUCUCAACAGAGGAUUCAGUCAAGAGCCUGAGAGGAAGGACUUUUUGUUUCAUUCUCUGGACAUGCUCUUCCUGGGCCACGACGGAGGUGAAGUAACGAUGUACGUCUUCGGGAUGUUCUACUGUGGGACGAUAAAAGUAGGGCAAGGUUCAGUCUCGGAGAUAACUGGUGGCUCGGGCAAGCCCAUCUUCGUCUCCUCCAAGACCCCCCAGGGAAUAAAAGUGAAUCGUUUCUCCUGCGUCCUUCUGGAGAAGUCCGCCGCCUUCCUGAAAGUAGCGCAGGUCCAGGCGAACGUGGAGUGCCUCAUGGAUUACCUGUCCCACACGUUGAUGGCGAUAUCCGAAGCCUGGGAGACGAUUCUCCUCGAGAUGGAUGAGAAACUGGCGAGGUACGAGGAGUGCGAUGUACCAGGAACUCUCGCUGCCGAUUUCCUCGAGCUGCUGAUGAUCGGAAUCCCAACGCCCAAACUCAAGAACUUUCUUCUUCGAGAUUUAACCGAGAAAGGACUGAAAAAAUUGGGCCACAGCAUCGAAAUCUGCUACAGCAACAUUCAGAAACUGGUGCUCAAGCAUCUGAACAGUGUGGGGAUGGCGUUGGUCUAUCAGCUAUCAGAGAUGAGAGGAAUGGCGCGACUCGGUGGUCCCUAUGAAGCUUUGGGACUGAAGAACGAAGAAUCGAUCACAACAGCUCUUCAUGCCUCCGAAGCAUUCCUUGCUAAAUCAUCUGAGAUCCAACAGGUUAUCGAUCACAGCAUGAGGGACUACAAAGCAUUCUUCAGAUGGCUCUACGUCGUAAUAGCAAAAUUAACCGACGAGAGAGUCCCCUCAGAGGCCAGCAGAGUGAGUCAGCAAGAGUUGACGUUCAUCGCAGAGUUCCUCAGGGGUUUCGACAAGAACGAUACUGGUAGUCGAAGGAAAGGGGUGAACCUGGAGAAACUGGGGCAGUACCUGCGCCGAGAGAGCCUUCAGAUUCCCCUGACCCCAGAGGGUAGUGAGUGGGCGAUCCUCUUAACCGAGAACAAGUGCCUGCACGAUCAUCCUCUCAUAGUCAAGCAGGAUCUGAACUGCUCGUUGCUCCAGUCACACCUGAAGCUCGUGGAGGCGGUCACAGGGGUCUUCUCUGAGGCUUACAAAGGCCUCACGUCUCAUUUCGUGGUUAGUUCAACAGUUCUACCGACAUUCGAAGCCUCCACGUGCACUCAGGUGGUGAAUCUCGAAGGGGAUCUCGUCAUCGCAGCCUCUGAUGGGGAUCACAGGUCCCUCAGGAUUUUCAAAGUCACCUCUGGAGUUGGCGAGGGAAAACUAGGGUUCAAAGCUUCAGUUAUUUCUGUUGAUAACAAGCACACGUCCUUCUCCAAGACCAUCACCGAUUUUACCAUCAGUGAUAUGCAGUUCUACUCGCCCCAGUUCCUCAGUCUUCUGUUAUUAAACCAGAAUAAUCUCGCUUCGACUCUGGUGCAGCUGAACAUCAGUGAGGAACAGAUAUUCAAUGAUCAGGAGGGGGACCCCGUGUUUCUGAGUGAAUUGGUCGGGCCCAACUGGCCCAGGAGCUUUCAGGGAAUCUCUGCGAGACGACUGGCGGUCUCAGGCCCCAGAAAAGUCGCUGCUGUCCUCAGUGAGAACAGCAAGAAGAUCAGAUUACUCGAGACUGAGGUGGAGCCUGAGGACGAGGAGGACGAUGAGGAGGAUGAGACUGGGGACGACAGCUGGGAGACCUCUGGCAAUCUCAUGGAGACCUCCGGAAAUAAUACCUCUGGCGUCACUACGUGAGGAGCGACAGAAUGUGUGUAAAUAUGGGUAAAUGUUCUUUUUUAUUCAUUAAGUAUUUGUUUAUUAAAUUCGUGAAAAUGA
This is a messenger RNA of Diachasma alloeum, 2375 nucleotides long. It is a transcript of the gene APC4, whose product is annotated as anaphase-promoting complex subunit 4. Gene Ontology annotation, cellular component: nuclear periphery; anaphase-promoting complex. The coding region runs from base 99 to 2294 and encodes 731 amino acids. Gene Ontology annotation, molecular function: protein binding. Lineage: Eukaryota; Metazoa; Arthropoda; Insecta; Hymenoptera; Braconidae. Gene Ontology annotation, biological process: positive regulation of mitotic metaphase/anaphase transition; anaphase-promoting complex-dependent catabolic process; protein K11-linked ubiquitination. The record is from RefSeq and is a predicted model, not a curated record. The transcript has 4 exons.